Molecule: messenger RNA, 4377 nt
Organism: Nasonia vitripennis (jewel wasp)
Lineage: Eukaryota; Metazoa; Arthropoda; Insecta; Hymenoptera; Pteromalidae
Gene: Unc-115a
Product: actin-binding LIM protein 2
Exons: 15
Coding region: 370-2907 (845 amino acids)
Biological process (GO): cytoskeleton organization; lamellipodium assembly
Cellular component (GO): actin cytoskeleton
Molecular function (GO): actin filament binding
Source: RefSeq, a predicted model, not a curated record
UCGAUCCGCUGCUCAUCCCAGCGCAGUCUUUCGCGAAACGUCGCCCUGACACGGAAUACAAUGAGAGUAUCGCGAGAAGGCCGCGGAUCCUUUUACACAUACGGCUACCUGUCGCUCUGAGCGUUUUAUACAGAGUAUAGUGUGCUGCGUUAGAGUGACUAUAGCUUGGAGCGUUUAAUGAGGGCUGAUGACCCUAAACGUUUAAGUUACCUGUGGUCGAGGUUUUUAGCGUAAAGUACACAAAUUUUGUUUAUAAAUAAAAAACAACUAAGGACUGCACUGCAGAAUCUACUAGUCGAGUAAAUAAAGACAGCGAGCGAGAAGAGGCGCAUUGCGCAAUAGACGAUCCGCGAAUGACCAAUCGAGGCGAUGCAUUAUUCAUGGGCUUUGAGCAUCAGCGCUAAACAAGAGAGUAGAGACGAUGUGGAGAGGAAGAAGAUAGCGAGGAAGAAGAAUAGAACCGAGAUUUUCGACGGAUCGCUGGGAUACGCGACGAGAGUACGAUGUAAUCGACUUUACGGAAUACACGUCGGGAAGACCUUCUGCCAGGCAUGCAAGAAGAAGUGCAGCGGCGAGGUGCUGCGCGUUCAGGACAAGUACUUCCACAUCGGCUGCUUCAAGUGCGCCCAGUGCAACACCAGUCUCGCGCAGGGCGGCUUCUUCGCUCGCGAGGGUGCCUACUACUGCACCAAGGACUACCGAGAACGAUGGGGGACCAAGUGCGCCGGCUGUGGCGAGUACGUCGAGGGCGACGUCGUGACGGCUGGCGAGAAACACGCUUUCCAUCCCAACUGCUUUCACUGCCAAAGAUGCAGACAGCCUCUGCUCGGACAGGGCACUAAAGUCACUCUCGUUCAAGGUCAGGCGUUGUGUCACCGAUGCGUGAGCAUACCCGUGAGGGAAGCCUCGACGCCGGUCAGCAGCGCCGGUAAGGACACUGGAAGCGGAGGUACUGGACAGGAUCCCGGAGCCUGCGCCGGUUGCAGGCAAGAGCUCAGAGAGGGACAGGCCCUGGUGGCACUCGAUAGGCAAUGGCACGUCUGGUGCUUCAAGUGCCACAGCUGCGAUACCGUCUUGCAUGGCGAGUACAUGGGAAAGGACGGUGUGCCUUACUGCGAGAAAGACUACCAGAAGCAGUUCGGGGUGAAGUGCGCAUACUGCAACCGCUACAUCAGCGGCAAAGUCCUUCAAGCCGGCGAGAACCACCACUUCCACCCGACCUGCGCGCGUUGCACCAAGUGCGGCGACCCCUUCGGCGACGGCGAGGAGAUGUUCCUUCAAGGAGCUGCGAUAUGGCAUCCGCGUUGCGGACCAGGACCCACCGGUCCCAACGGUAUCGUCAACGGACACUCCGAGGCCCACACGCCCCAGCAUCGCAGCACCUCGACCGCGGGUGCCAAUACCCAAGACCAUUCCGAGCGCAUUUCCAGCAGCGCCUCGGAGAUGCAGUUUUCAUUGAGGUCUCGCACGCCAAGUCUGAACGGAUCCCUAUGCAGCCCUUACAGCAGUCUGAGUCGCAAGUACUAUCCAGCGAGAACCGGCAGUCCAGGAUUGAUCCUGCGGGAGUACGGCCGAGGCGGCCACGAAAACGUUUCUAGAAUUUACACCUACUCGUAUCUGACCGAGACACCGAGUCAGGGAUAUCUCAGGCGCCCGAUCCAACCCUACGACAAGCCACCCACUAGCCCGCACUUUCAUAGACCAAGCUCUUCACGUUCGAUAAGAAGCAGCGGCGGCCGCAGCAGUCGCUCGGGCAUGCGAGCCCUGGUGGACGCCCUAAGCGAGACGAGGCCAAAGUCGCCGGCGGCUGGCAGCCAGGUAGACAACGACGAGCCGAUCGAACUCGCCCACUAUCCCGACGCCUCGAAGCCGCCACCCGGCAAGCAGCCACCUAUCGAGAGAGAUGACUUUCCAGCUCCGCCUUAUCCCUACACGGAUCCCGAGAGACGCAGGCGCUGGUCGGACACCUACAAGGGAGUACCAGAUUCGGAGGACGAGGAUGAGGUAGAUCAAAAGUCCAUUAAGGAGGUGGAGCAGAAGCUGAAGAAAGAGCAGGACGAAUUGAGCAAGAUAGACACGGGUAUAGCCAAGGUGUUUCUACAGGACCGUGAGAAAGACCGGGAAAAUCUCAGACACAAGGCGGCGAACGUCGACCCGAGAAACGCUUCCAGAACCCCGUCUGCCAACCGCGAGCCGGCUUACAGACUUCGCUACGAAAGUCCAGUUGGUGCCUCGCCAUCGAGAAACAUCGACCACGCACGACCUUGGGAAGACGAAGAUGGAAUAAGUUACAGAUCUAGCGUAGGACCGAGUUAUAACGCCGGUGGCAGGUCGUCGACGCGAUCCCCGGCACCGAGGAACUAUCCGCCUCUAGGCUCUCAGCGUGCCUUCACUCUUCCGAACUCCAUUAGGCACUAUUACUCGGGGGACUACUCGUUCAGCGGCAUGGGCGACAAGACGCACAGCACUGACUUUUCUUCCGGCAAAUCAGAUAUAUCAACAGGCAGCAUCACGGACGUGGACCGGCGGGCACUGGUAUGUACAACAGCCCCGUACUACUCCCAGCGGCUUAGCAUGAAUGACGGGGGCAUCCUGCCGUCGUCGACGACGUACACCGGCGGUCUGGGCUCGGUGGCAGUGGGCCAGCAUCAUCAGCACGUGGGACAACACGUGCGACGCUCACUACCGGACAUGGGCGCGGCGCCCGCGGAGCCACCAAAACUCUACCCGUAUCACCUGCUCGUCAUCACUAAUUACAGACUACCGGCCGACGUGGAUCGUUGCAAUCUCGAGCGUCAUCUCUCGGAUGCCGAAUUCGAAGCUGUUCUCCACUGCACGCGGUCCGAGUUUUAUCGGAUGCCGCAGUGGCGUCGCAACGACAUCAAGAGGCGCGCUCGACUAUUCUAAGCACUGAGCCAAGAGCAGUUCGAGACAAGCAAGCAUAAUAAAAAAAAGAGCCCGAGACGGGGGUAACAAGAAGACGUUGUCGUCGUCGUCGUCGUCGCUGCCGUUAUACCGUUCACCGUUCUUAUAUCGGAUUCUGAUUUUUUAAUGUCCCAUGAUUGCACGUCUGCGUAUUAUUGCAUUAACUCGCGGCGCUUAUGUCAUAUUAGAAGAACGAACGAGUGACGAGAGUUGCAUUAGGACUCAUUUUAAUCAGACGUAUAACGCGUAAACGACGCAUAUAAGCCAUUUUUUGCAUGGGAUGAGUGUCGAUUGUACGAAGCGCAAUAUAGGAUCACUCAAAGAUUUCAAACUCCGAGCAUCGACUUUUAAUCUCUUCACACACGCGACGAUUUUUAUCCAUUUAUUAUACUAUACAAUUAUUAUUACUAUGAUUCUGUUUUUUUUUUCAAUUUUCCUCGAGAGCACGGUAUUGGAGUGUGCAAAUGAGAGAUGGAGAAUAUGAGAGAUGCGAGAGUGCAUGAGAUUCGCAUUGUUUGCAAAACAAAAUACUGUACAUAAGAAGUAAAAGAUUAUCGAAACACGGGAAGAAGUAAGAAGGGCGAGAAGAGAAAUAGAGGUGUAAGGGGUGGUAUACACACGUUGCAGCUAAAUAACGAAGGGUUCAAAGUACGCAAUGCGGUGCAAGCUUUACGCUAAAAGUAGAGAAGGAACAGGCUUACAUGGUUUAAAGAAUAUUAUGAAGCAAAAAAAAUGCGUAGUUUAACUUCGGUAUCAACUCGCUCGUCUUCUAUAAGAAUAGAAAGAAUACGCACCGCGCUGCUGUGCUCUGAUACAUAAGAAAAUAAAGUAUAUAUACGAAAAUCACGUACGCCUACGUGCCAGCAUUAAUGAAAGGAGAUGAAAAGUUACGAUAUAUUGAACUACUACUAUUCUAUAAUUUUAAUAUAAGAGAGCAAGAAACGAAGCGUAUAUUAUAUAUAAUAUGACGAAAAAAAGAGUAGCUAGAGUUCGCUGGAUUCUCGCGCUUACUUCGCCUUUCGCUAAACUGGAUAAGCAGUAAUCAAAACGAAUGAGCAGACAAUUUAAAACAAAUUUUAAAUAAAAAAAAACUGGAGGCAUGAACAAAUUUAAGCGAUACGCGAAGUACGCGAGAGAAUCGAUAGUCAAAUAAAGUAUGAAAGAGAAAAUUAAAAAUUGUAUUGACUAUGAGUACAGUAAACAAAAAACAGUGGCUCUUUUCGUACGUUUCAGUUUCAAGGUAUAUAUUUAAAAGUAAAAAAAAUACGGGCAUCCGAGCAAAAAAAACUUCAUGUGCCUAUACAAUUGUGUCCGCGGACAUUGAGUUCAGUUUUGUUACGUUCUCUCAGCUUGUAACUGCACAAAUGCUCGCAAAAAGGUUUCUGUUGUAUAAAGCACAUCGCUUCCGCUAGUCCAAUGAUAAUAAAAACAAAAUACACAAAAGAGAAACAA